Molecule: messenger RNA, 1173 nt
Organism: Pelagomonas calceolata
Lineage: Eukaryota; Pelagophyceae; Pelagomonadales; Pelagomonadaceae
Source: the annotation of a GenBank genome assembly
AUGCUCCUCAUCCAAUGCGCCUGCUGUGCUGCCGAACUUGGGCUAUCCUCGGGCAAGAAAUGCGGCCGCUGCAGCACGCGCUACUGUGGGCCCGAAUGCCAGGUGCAGCACUGGAAAGAAGGCGGACACGACACGCUCUGCAAGAAGAUCAAGAAAAGCGGCGGCGCCGAGCAAUACAACGCAAAUAAAAAAUACACGGAGGCAGUGACGGUCGCGGCGGAGAAAUGCGCGGACGACACCAAGGGCCAGACGUGCUACAUCUGCACGCAAGCCCUCCACUGGAAGACCAAGGAGGGCCUCGUGCGCGGAUGUGCGUGCCGUGGGACGUCGGGCGUCGCGCAUGUUUCGUGUCUGGCGGAGCAGGCGAAGAUUUUGGUCGCGGAAGCGGUGGAGAACAAUUUGGACUGGAAGGUGAAGAAUGAGAGGUGGGUGCGGUGGUGCGAGUGUAGUAUGUGCAAGCAAGGGUACCACGGCCUCGUGAAGUGCGCGCUCGGGUGGGCGUGCUGGAAGACCUACUUGGGGCGGCCGGAGACGGAUAAGAUCUAUGUCAUGGCGAUGAACACACUUGGGAGCGGUUUAGACGAAACUGGACGCCAUGCAGAAGCGUUGGUCGUGAAAAAGGCCGAGUUGUCCAUGCAGCUACGCCGUGGCGCGCCAGCAUCAAGCAUACUCGCCGCGCAGACCAAUCUUGCGAAUACGUACCAAUAUCUCGGACGGCUUGAACAUUCCCUUCAGCUCGAACGGGACGUAUACGAUGGGUCCUUGAGGCUGUUAGGUGAGGAACAUCGGGAUACCAUCAUAUCAGUCAAUAACCUCGCCGCAACCCUUUUUAAAUUAAAGCGCUUCGAAGAAGCCAAGUCGCUGCUGCGCAAAAUAAUGCCCGUGGCGCGACGCGUCCUCGGAGAGAAUUAUGAACUCACGAUCGCGAUGAGGAUGUCUUACGCGCAGUCGCUCUACAACGACGAGGGCGCCACGCUCGACGAUCUCCACGAGGCCGUGACAUUGCUCGAGGAGAACGAAAGGAUCGCGCGGCGUGUGUUCGGUGGCGCGCACCCGCUCGCAAUGCAGAUGGAGCACGACCUGAAAAAGGCUCGGGCCAAGCUCCGCGCCCACGAGAUCGCCGAAGCGAUGCUCGCGACGACGCUCGGGGAUGCCUAAAAUCAUACGUCAAGC